GUUGCAACAUCCCCAACUGGUUCUGCUGUUGACCUUUUGUCUCUCUUAGUGUUCUCACAUUUGACCAUGAUGCUCACAUAUCUGCCUCCACAGUGAUUAGAAAUGAGAAGUACUUUGACACUGAAACACCACAGCAGAGAGGAGGAGUGUUGUGGUUUUGGCGGGUGGGUGUCAACUGCAUCAACUCAUAUAUUCAUACUGUGACGUUUUCUUCUCUUGUUUCACUGUGACUGAGGGAAGAGUUUGAUCCGUGCAGUCAGAGGAGCAGUGGCUUUUAUCUUCACACUGAACUUUGGACUUUUGACUUGAUUUUUUGGCUGUUUCACUUCUAUAAGAAAUUCAAUUUAGAGAGAAUAGAAGUUAAUAGGCUGUGUCUAAGGAAGUAGAUGCUGUAUCUCUGUUAAAGAAGUACUCGAACAGACACGUCGACCGUUCACAGCAACAGAAUGGUUGAAUUCAAAUGGAUUAAAAUAUCUUUAUUUCUGAUUGUGCUUCUUCAGUUUAGAGCAGCAGUAACAGGACAAGAUUCCUACAUCAUUGUCAGAGAUGGAGGUGAUGCCACUUUGCCUUGUAAAAAUGUGAUACAAGGUCAGGACCAAUGUGACAGCACUACCUGGAUGUACAGUCAAAGUGAAGGGUCACCUGAAGUAGCGCUGAUUGAACUUGGAAAUAUUAGUAACAACGCCAAAGAUAAAUCAGACAGACUGAGUGUUACAGCGGACUGUUCUCUGGUUAUAAAGAAUGUCAAAGGUAUCGAUUUUGGUCGUUACAGCUGCAGACAGUUCGACACAUCAGGACAACAACAAGGUCCAGGCGCUGGGGUUCAUCUGUCUGUUGUUACCAUUAAUGAACGGAAGGAUGCUGAUGAUAAGGUGACAUUAACCUGUUCUAUUGGGACAUAUGAACAAUAUCGAGGCAGCGUGUUCUGGCAGUUUGAGGGUAAUAGGGAUGAUUUCCCAGGCAUGGGGAUGUUUGGAGUUGUCUCCAGAGCCACUGCGACAUUUACAGCUUCCACUCCUGCUCAGAAGUCAAAAUAUUCAGAGUUAUUUAAGUGUAAAGCGACUGCACGCAACACUGGGACAGUGCUGUUUAACCUCGCCCCUCAGUCUUCAAGUGAGAAACAGGCAGUAACAGGACAAGAUUCCAACAUCAUUGUCAGAGAUGAAGGUGAUGCCACUUUGCCUUGUAAAAAUGUGAUACAAGGUCAGGACCAAUGUGACAGCACUACCUGGAUGUACAGUCGAAGAGAAGGGUUACCAGAAGUAGAGCUGAUUGAACUUGGAAAUAUUAGUAACAAUGACAAAGAUAAAUCAGACAGACUGAGUGUUACAGCGGACUGUUCUCUGGUUAUAAAGAAUGUCACAUUUAAGGAUGUUGGUCGUUACAGCUGCAGACAGUUCGAUGGACAACAACAAGGUCCAAGCGCUGGGGUUCAUCUGUCUGUUGUUUUCAUUAAUGAACAGAAGGAUGCUGAUGAUAAGGUGACAUUAACCUGUUCUAUUGUGACAAAUGAACAAUAUCGAGGCAGCGUGAUCUGGCAGUUUGAGGGUAAUAUGGAUGAUUUCCCAGACAUGGGGAUGUUUGGAAUUGUCUACAGAGCCACUGCGACAUUUACAGCUUCCAGUCCUGCUCAGAAGUCAAAAUAUUCAGAGUUAUUUAAGUGUAAAGCGACUGACCGGAACAGUGGGAUAGUGCUGUGUAACCUCGCCCCUCAGUCUCCAUGUGAGAAACAGGUUAUAUCGACAGUAAGCACGACAACAGUGGACAAGAAAACAUCUGAUGGUCCAACAAAACUACCCGGUAGAGACUCAGUGAGACAUGACACAUUUCUAGACUCCACAGCUUGUGCAGAUUGUUCUGCUCUGAGCUACAUAAUGUUGGUGAUGCGUGUGGCUGAACUCGUCCUCAUCACUGUCGUUACUGUUCUUCUCUUCAGAGCUCGAGCAGGGAACCAGAGAGCACCUGAUGACCACACUGUUUCUUACUCAGUAAGAAGCAGAACAGCGAGGCGUUCAGGUCCAGCAGCCAGUCAGAUGCAUCAUAGUGAAGAUGAAGAUGUUACGGUGAACUAUGAAAACUUCGGAGAAUAUGAGGCUUCUGUCUGACUCCACAACUAAAAGCAAACAGCUUCAACACCGACAUCACCUAACUAAAAGAAAAACAAACUAAAGAUUAUUCCAUCACAAAGUUAAUUAUCUAGAAUCAUAACAUCAUUUUGAGUCUUUUUUUAGGUGUUGAAAAGCUUAAAAUUAGCUUCCAGCUUUACAGUUUAGAGUCCAUUUCAAGAUUUGACUCAUUGCUUUUGUAGUUGUAGCUUUGCCUGAGUUUCUUAUUUUUAUUUUAUCUCUUUGCAAACACAAGAAAUACAUGAACUUUCAUUCACAGUAUUGCUGUAAACAUGUUUAUAUACU
This is a messenger RNA of Scomber scombrus (Atlantic mackerel), 2411 nucleotides long. RefSeq lists its product as uncharacterized. Gene Ontology annotation, molecular function: MHC class II protein binding; protein tyrosine kinase binding. The transcript is spliced from 10 exons. Bases 447 to 2105 code for a protein of 552 amino acids. Gene Ontology annotation, biological process: interleukin-15-mediated signaling pathway; positive regulation of ERK1 and ERK2 cascade; T cell activation. Gene Ontology annotation, cellular component: external side of plasma membrane; membrane raft. NCBI's taxonomy places the organism in Eukaryota, Metazoa, Chordata, Actinopteri, Scombriformes, Scombridae. The record is from RefSeq and is a predicted model, not a curated record.